Canariomyces notabilis is the source of this 396-nucleotide messenger RNA. RefSeq lists its product as uncharacterized. NCBI's taxonomy places the organism in Eukaryota, Fungi, Ascomycota, Sordariomycetes, Sordariales, Chaetomiaceae. The transcript is spliced from 3 exons. The record is from RefSeq and is a predicted model, not a curated record. The coding region runs from base 1 to 396 and encodes 131 amino acids.
AUGGAAGGGAUCUGGGCCGCUGGCUUGUUGUUCUUGUUGCUGCCGCCGCCGCUGCUGCUUGCGGUAAAAGAACGGAGACAUGCAGCAGCUACCGUUAUGCGGUACACUCAACCCAUCCCACCCCAGCCUGCCAUCAACAUCCCGGGCUCGACGGGCGGAGACGCGGUGAAUUGGAUUUUUAGCGUGCUCCGUAGUGAAAUUUUGGUUCCUGUGCGGACGACGCAGAGGCCUGUCAGACCGGAAAUUGCUCCUCUCAUUUUGACUGGCUGCAAGCUUGCCAUCUCGCAAGCGACCCCUGGAUUUGUGCGCAAGGCGCCUUGCAUUUCAUUACAAUACUGUAUUGUUUUCGAUGAGGAUACAGGAGUAUUGACCGCGCCAAAAUUGAUCAUAAGGUAA